This is a messenger RNA of Effrenium voratum, 814 nucleotides long. The record is from the annotation of a GenBank genome assembly. Lineage: Eukaryota; Dinophyceae; Suessiales; Symbiodiniaceae.
AGCUGCCGCGCUGGGCGCAUGGCACCAGAUGGGGCAGGGGCUGUCAGAGGCGAUAUGGGGUGAUCCUCCACAGCUCUGUGGGGUUCAGACGAGCGUGAGCGAUGCGCUAAACUCCAUGUGGGGGCACUUGGUCGGCAAGCGCGAGGUGUGCAUCAUCAUGGUGGGCCUGGAUUCAGCGGGUAAGACAACGACGUUGUAUCGGCUGAAGCUGGGUGUGCAAGUGAGAACUCUGCCAACGGUGGGUUUCAACGUGGAGAAGCUGGAGUACAAAAACAUCGUCUUCACCGUUUGGGACCUUGGCGGUCAGACGAGAACUCGACAGAUUUGGCAGCAUUACUACCAGAAUACAGAUGGGCUCAUAUUCGUUAUCGACAGCAGCGACCGGGACCGCAUCGACGAGGCCCAGGAGGAGCUCAUGAAAAUGCUGCAGCGGGACGAGAUGAAGGAUGCCGUGCUGCUGGUCAUGGCGAACAAGCAGGAUCUCCCCAACGCAAUGAGCACACAGGAGCUGGUGCAAAGGCUGAGCCUGAACAGCCUCGGCAAGUACCGAAGGAAGUGGCUGGUGCAGGAGACCUGCGCGACGGUGGGCGACGGCCUUCACGAGGGCUUGGAUUGGCUUGCCCAAGCAAUUGCUGACAAGGGCUAGAAAUGUCCGCGUGCUGCCAAUCGGCGCUUGGCUCCAGCGCAACACUUGAGAUGAAUCUGGCCUUUGGCAGCAGCGUUGGUGUCACCUUUUGUGCUGUCUCACCGUGGCCGAUGGCAAGCUACGUUUGCUUAAAGGUUUCGCUUUCCGGACGGGACUCUGAGAUGGCAC